Molecule: messenger RNA, 1197 nt
Organism: Drosophila sulfurigaster albostrigata
Lineage: Eukaryota; Metazoa; Arthropoda; Insecta; Diptera; Drosophilidae
Product: cyclin-dependent kinase 20
Exons: 3
Coding region: 296-1189 (297 amino acids)
Biological process (GO): protein phosphorylation
Cellular component (GO): nucleus
Molecular function (GO): cyclin-dependent protein serine/threonine kinase activity; ATP binding
Source: RefSeq, a predicted model, not a curated record
UUAAAAAAAAGGACACGCAAGCUGCGCAUGCUUCGGCAUUUUGACAGCUUGCUCUUUGUUACGCGCUUUCGCAUUGUCAACAACAGCACGUUGUUACUUGGACAAACAACAAAAGAAGCGUAAACAAAACAGAAAAACAAAUCCACAGGUGGUGGAGGUUAAGGACAUUUUGUUUUGCUUCCUUCGUUCGCUACGUUGCGUGUUGUGACCGUUGCCAUGGACUACAUGGCGAAUGGAAAAAAUAAUAAUCAACUGGGACUGCACCCAAUUAUCAAAUUAUUAGUGUUACUACAACAUGGAGGAUUACGCGCCGAGUCGUUAUAAAAUGCUGGAUAAAAUUGGCGAAGGAGUGCACGGUUGUGUGUUCAAGGCCAUCGAUUUGCAGCGCAAUGUCGAGGUGGCCAUCAAAAAGGUGGCCUUAAAGAACAAAUUUGGCAACAUUUCAUUGAAUACGCUGCGUGAGAUUAAGACUUUGCAACUCUGCAACUCGGAAUAUAUCUUAAACAUUAUUGAAAUAUAUCCCGAUCUUACGGGUCUCUCGCUGGUGCUGGAAUACAUGCCGGACACUUUGUACGGCCGUCUCAAGAAUGAAUUGAAUCCGCUGAGUCGACAGCAGGUGCGCAAGUAUUCGCUGAUGAUGUUUAAGGGAAUGGCUUAUCUGCAUGAGGCUGGCAUUAUGCACAGAGAUAUUAAGCCUGCCAAUUUGCUUAUAAGUGAAAAGGAUAUCCUCAAAAUUGCUGACUUUGGUUUGGCACGUCUGCAUUUUCCUGAAGAGGAGGCGCGUUUGUACUCUCCGCAGGUUUCCACGCGUUGGUAUCGUGCACCCGAAAUCCUUUGGGGCAGUCAGAAAUACGGACCUGCCGUCGAUCUGUGGGCAUGUGGAAAUGUCGUGGCGGAAAUGCUGCGUGGUGUGCCGCUCUUUGCGGGUACCACGGACAUUGAACAGUUGGCCAUAAUAAUACGCACGCUGGGAAGUCCUCGUUUAAAUGAAUGGCCAGAGCUUACAUCUUUGCCGGACUACAGUAAAAUAAGAUUCCCGAAUUCGGUUGGUAUACAUUGGGAUAAUUUGUUUCCCAGUUGCACACAUGCUGUUGAAAUCGAUCUAGUCUCAAAUCUAGUCGUCUAUAAUCCCAAGAAUCGUCUUAAGGCCACUGAGGUAAGAUUCAAUUUCUUUCCUAAACACAAAUAAAUCUGUUU